This is a messenger RNA of Paramacrobiotus metropolitanus, 1009 nucleotides long. RefSeq names its product trichohyalin-like. The coding region runs from base 1 to 966 and encodes 321 amino acids. The record is from RefSeq and is a predicted model, not a curated record. NCBI's taxonomy places the organism in Eukaryota, Metazoa, Tardigrada, Eutardigrada, Parachela, Macrobiotidae. The transcript has 2 exons.
AUGAAAGGGAAAUCUAAAGUGGAUAUAUGCAAGGGAAUCGUCGAUUUUUUUCAGUCGAACGGAGUAAAUGAUCGCACUUGGCAGGUGGUGAAAGAUAAGAUUACUGCGCUAGAAAAUGGAUGGAGAAAAGCCAAUCUUAUCCUUGAUCAGACGGGUGAAGGCGAUGAUUACGACGAAAAGCUGGAUCGUGACGGCAAGCUGAAGAUCGUUAAAAUCAAAGAACGAGUAUUGCACACGUGCAAAUUCUGGGAUGAACUCGACCCCGUAUUUUCUGAAAGGCCAGGCAAUGUACCGCCGUACGUGGGCAACACCACCGAAACCGUGGAAAAUGCUUUGGAGUUGAUGUUCCCGGCACACUGCGAAACUGUGGAUAAUGAAAGCGAGGAGGGCGAAGAACAGCCGCCGGUAGAUCAAGUCGAACAGCCGCUGCAAGUAAAUGGGUACGGUCUCACGGAAGAUGAAAUACAACUAAUCAACGAUCAACGCGGUGGAGUUUCUCGCACCUGGAAAGACCGCAAGCUAGAUGGGGAAGUACUUUCGGACGACAGUGCUGACGUAACUAGCGUGGGGAAAAGUGCUGUUAAGCGCCAAAAAGUGGAUUUGAAAUUGAGCAAGAAGGCCAGACAAAAGCAGAGAGAUCCGAUUGAAGUCUUAGCUGAACUGGAUGAAAAAAAAACAGCGCGUUUCGAAAAAGCUCAACAGCUCCACGAAGAGAAAAACAAAUUACGAAGCGAGAUUGAAUAUCGUCAGCUCGCACUGCAAGAGGAACAGAUGAACAUGCAAAAGGAGCAGCAACUUCGGCAACUAGAAAUUCAACAAGCCGAACUGCAAAUGCGAAAAGAACAACAGGAAAGGCAAGCUGAAUAUCAAAAAGAAGAGCUGGCCGUACGCAGGUUGGAAGCGGAAAACCGACGUAUGGAACUGGAACUUCAGAUGAUACGUGCGAAAGCGAGCCAGAAUAACUAGUAGAAAAUUUAAGAUACUCUUGAACUGUAGGAGUAGGUUUCAG